AUGAAACAAAUGCUCACCUUACCUGAAUAUCGGCCCAGUGUACUUCCCGGUGGUGAUAAAACGUUUGAUUCAGCCUGGAAAAUGUUAUUAAAAAAGUUCCCGUCGAUCGAUAUUAAAUCCAGUCAGUCAAAUAUGCAACCAUUUUACAAUCAUCAAAAAGAAAUAUUUGCCGUUUUAUCAAUUUACUACUUCAACUUUGUUGAUGUUCUUGAUGUAAGAGAUCAUUUCAAUGAUCUGAUGGUGUGUUUAGGUUCAUCACAGAUAACCCUUGAUAUUACUGUAAACUUUGAUGUUACACGACUUUACUUAGAACUUGUUAGUAAUUAUUUUGCUAUGAUGUUUCUUAUCACACGUAUUGCAGACACUAAAGCUAUAUUGAUUUUGUUCAACUUUUUGUAUGAUCAACUGCAUGGUAAACAAGAGCCUAAUUAUCCACGUAUGGCAGAAAUGUUUACUGAAACACCUGAAGGUAUGCUUAAUCGUUUACACAAAGAGAUAAAUCCUCAUUGUCGAACAUUGUCCAAAGCUCUUCGAUCAUUGAAUGAUUUUUAUAAUCGGCGAACAGUAAGAGCUCAAAAUUGGAGUGAUGGACAUUUCUUAGAUAUUCUACACGAACCGAAUAAAAUAACACAUACAGUUCUCGGUGAACAGUUGGGUUGUGAAUUGAUACCAUAUGAAGUGAUGGAAAGAUGGAUAGUUUUUGGUUAUCUACUAAUAUAUCCUGAAUUGACUGAUGAAGAGUCAUUCAAUAGGUUGAAAGUAGCUCUACGUCAUUCUUAUGUUGUUGUAUUAUUCCGAGAAGAAGUGAUACACAUACAUUCACUUUUACAAUCAUUUCUUGAAUCUGCAUGGGUCAAUAAGGUAGGAGUGAAAAGAAUUAAUGAAAUAAAGGAGACUUUUUCAAUUGCAUGUUCACAGACAGCAAAAAUGCACGCUGAUAGACGAGCUUAUUUACGUUUAUCAUUACGCCAACUUCAUCUUAUUUUAGCCGAUGAACCUGGAUUAUUAGGUCCGAAAGCAUUUCUAGUAUUUUGGGGAUUAUCCUAUGCAUCAGAUGAAGUUCAUUGGCUUUUAAGACAUUCUGCUAAUCCAAUAAUGAAGAAAAAUACAAGUACAACUCGUACUGGUGGACCAUUUUCAACUGAUGAAUUCUGUGAUCCAUUUCUACCGGAAUUACUUUUCAGGAUGGAUGAACUACGUUCUUUAGUUGUUGUUAUGAUGGUCCUGGAUUGA
This is a messenger RNA of Heterobilharzia americana, 1233 nucleotides long. The record is from the annotation of a GenBank genome assembly. NCBI's taxonomy places the organism in Eukaryota, Metazoa, Platyhelminthes, Trematoda, Strigeidida, Schistosomatidae.